UGAUCCCAAGAUGUCCACGGAAUAGGAUCUCAGCCAAUUUACACAUCUUGGGUUUUUUGUUCUUCAUUUUUGUGUGUCCGAGAGCUAUCUCAUUUCUCGUUCUGUCCCCCCCACGAAGGAUCAAAGCAGCCAACAAUCCUCCACUCCAUCUGAUUCUCCUCCUGGCCACAUAAUGGUGGCAACUCAACUCACAGGAAAUAGGAGAGAAGACCAAUCAACCACACAUUCACCAGUUUACGCCAACUACCUUUUCAGGUUUGACCAUUCCAUCUACCGUAUCUAUGGCGCACGUUAGAUGUACCCUCAUAAUGGUUCACACGUUGAGUUAAUGGUGAUGGGGAAAAGCUAUUGAAUGAGACACUUAAAUUUCCUGGUUCCUGUGAUAAUCCAAGCGGACCCAUUAAUUUUUUCUUCAGGUUGAGGAUCAGAAUAGCAAAACAAUGUCAAUUGGUGAAUAUGCUUCACAGAACAUUGAUGUUGAUGAUAAAGGGUUUGGGAAAAUAUUGUCACAAGAAGGUCUUGCAUCUGAUACCAAGGACAUGGGAGAGUUAGCAAGUGCCAUGGAAGUUUUAACUAGAGUGGACUUGGACUUGGCUUACUCCUCUGAGAAGUUGCUAAAUUUGAACACACUUUUGAUGAACUUGUUGUCGUGUGAUAUUAAUUUUGAAGCAGUGGCCGCAGAAAAUGACAGUAUUGCAGGGGACUGCAUUGAGAAGGCGUGGACAUUUGAUCUCUUAAAUGGCAUUUUAGAUUCUGAGGUUAGAGAGUUGAACACUUUCAUGGGUGCUCUAGAAGCUCUGAUUGUCGAUACUUGUUAUAAAAUAGCUUCAUUUGGACACUUGGGAGAUUUGGUUACUGCAGUGGAAGGUAAAUUGCACGAUUCAGAAGAAUUGUUGAAGCAGUCACAAGAGCAUGUCCUAGAGAUGAAUAUGCAGUUGGCCAAGUUGCAGAUGACCUCAUUAGCUUCUAACCAUAAUGAUUGGAAAUAUGACAGGGGAAUGGGCUUAUCACGAGAUUUUCAAGUUUCCAAUGUAGGUGUGAAAUCACAAAUGCAGAUGGUUGAGCAAAGACAAAUUCUUAGAAUGCUGGAGAAAUCUCUUGCAAGAGAGCUAGAUCUUGAGAAAAAGUUAACAAAAUCUAAAGAAAAUGAGGAAGAUUUAAAAUUAAAGCUACGCCUAACAGAACAAGUAACUUUCUGCAUGGAAGAGGCGGCAGAAGUUGUUUGGGGUAGGUUUUUAGAAUCGGAUAAUGCAGCAGAGGUGCUUUUGGGAAUUUCAAAGGGACUGGUGGGCCGACUUCAAGUUGUUCAAUUCAAUCUAAAUGGUUCAGCCCAACGAGAAGAGCAGAUGAAAUCUAGACUCCAAGAAUGCAUAGAACAGUUGAAAGCUAAAGAAACUAUUGUACAAAAGCUCAAUAGCAGCAAUGCACAACUUAUUGCUGAUAAUUCUGAAGUAUCUGCUUUGAAGGAAAAAGUUACAUUGCUUGAAGCACAACUGAGAGAAUCUGAAUCCCAGCUGAAGAAAGCCAAUGGAGUCAUUGAAGUGACUCAAGAUCAACUUAGAGAAAUGGACAGUGUAAUUGAGUCCCUGAAAGAAAAUAUUUAUGCCACAGAAAGUAGGGCCGAAAGUGCAGAAGCCAAAAUUGUGCAGUUAACAGAGACAAACUUGGAACUAACAGAAGAGCUGGGUUUUCUUAAAGGUAAUAAUGAUAGCAGCACAGAGAAGGUGAGCUUACUAGAGAAGCAAUUGAGGGAAUUAGAACCACAACUACAACAUGCAAGGGCUUCCUCUGAAGCAAGUCAAGAGCAGCAGAACUUGUUGUAUUCUGCAAUUUGGGAUAUGGAAACUCUGAUUGAUGAACUGAAACAAAAGGUUUCGAAAGCUGAAAGUAAGUGUGAGAAUGCAGAGGAGCAAUGCCUUAUAUUGUCUGAAACUAACUUAGACCUUAACAAAGAACUAGAUUUUCUGAGGUCCAGAAUGGAAUGCUUGGAGACAUCACUCAAUCAAGUUAAGAAUGAUAAACUAUCAAGGGUGAACGACAUUACUGUUAAAACCAAUCUAAUUAUGGACAUGAUCAUGCAACUAGCCACGGAAAGGGAGCGCAUACAGAAGCAGUUAUAUUCUUUAAGAGAGGAAAACAAAAUUUUGAGGGUGAAGUUACAGAGAACAAUGAAGGACGCAUCUGUAAGAAUACAUGACAAUGGAGGCAAUUUUGAUAGACCAUCUUCCAAGCUUGGAUCAGCUAAUCCUAUUCGUACUGAAAUUUGCAGGGAAGUGGCAACAGAACCAUCCUCAGAAAUGUUCCAGGUAGAAGAAUUAUCAAAAGAUACACCUGCUAGUGAGACUGAAGUUGGGUCUUCCAUCACUGCAGACAGUUCAACCAAUUCGGUUCUUGACCAACAGGCCGAGGGUGUGGACGAGGCAGCACAGCCAUGGCAAUUGUAUACCUUUAUGGCACUAGCGGUUCUACUGCUUUCAAUGUUAGCAACAUAUUUGCUUAACAAGACACACAGUCCUUGACACAUAUUUCCUGGAAUGUAUUUGCUUGUAGGAUUUGAUUGAUUAAUGUGGGUUUUGGAAGUUCCUUAGCAUGCCCACAAUUUGUUGUUAAGUUUCCUAGGAUUUGCCAAUUCUAAUCAGAACAGAGAUUGGAUUGUGAAUACUUUUAUAAUUUUUUUAAUUGUUAUUUUUUUCCCCUGUAAAUAUCAGUGAAGAACUGUGUUUAUAAACUAUUGUAUUGUAAUCUAAAUGAAUGCAGACAUUGUUGAUUGAUUCUCUAACCAAGACUAAAAGGGCA
Molecule: messenger RNA, 2796 nt
Organism: Ilex paraguariensis (yerba mate)
Lineage: Eukaryota; Viridiplantae; Streptophyta; Magnoliopsida; Aquifoliales; Aquifoliaceae
Source: the annotation of a GenBank genome assembly